Messenger RNA from Alligator sinensis (Chinese alligator), 1445 nucleotides. RefSeq names its product complement C1q like 1 (gene C1QL1). The transcript has 2 exons. Gene Ontology annotation, molecular function: protein binding. The annotation marks the transcript as partial. Lineage: Eukaryota; Metazoa; Chordata; Crocodylia; Alligatoridae. The record is from RefSeq and is a predicted model, not a curated record.
GGGAAGCCGGGCCCGCCCGGCCUGCCGGGGCCCGGGGGCAGCGGGGCCAUCAGCACGGCCACCUACACCACGGUGCCGCGCGUGGCUUUCUACGCGGGGCUCAAGAACCCGCACGAGGGCUACGAGAUCCUCAAGUUCGACGACGUGGUCACCAACCUGGGCAACCACUACGACGCGGCCACGGGCAAGUUCACCUGCAACAUCCCCGGCACCUACUUCUUCACCUACCACGUCCUCAUGCGCGGCGGCGACGGCACCAGCAUGUGGGCCGAUCUCUGCAAGAACGGGCAGGUGCGGGCCAGCGCCAUUGCCCAGGAUGCUGACCAGAACUAUGACUAUGCCAGCAACAGUGUCAUCCUGCACCUGGAUGCCGGUGAUGAGGUCUUCAUCAAACUGGAUGGGGGCAAAGCUCAUGGGGGCAACAACAAUAAAUACAGCACCUUCUCGGGCUUUAUCAUCUACUCGGACUGAGAGCAGCGCCACACACACAAGCCUUGCCUCACUCACCUCGGCUCUGCCCACACCACAAGGACUGUGAAGGACCCUGGCAUGGGGCCCCUGCCCUGGAGAGAUCUAGGGAAGGAUCCCAGGCCACUGGCAAGGGGUGUAAUCUCACCCUUCCCCUCCUAGCCCCGGCACCCACCUGCUUGUCUCCCCCGCAUCCCAUGCAAGCACAGAGUCCAUGCUUGCACUCAUUCAGGGGGAGGAGGGUGAUAAGAAAAGGCUGAGAGGGCUGAGCCAGGGCAGAACUGGGGGUGUGGUCCCUGCAGUACCCCCUCCUACUGCCCAAAGUGAAACCCUGCCCUGUAACUUGGCUGUGAAACCUGCCUAGCACUAGGAUGGUCCCCUGGCACCCCUCUGCCACUGAGUACCUGUGCUUUCCAGUUCUCCCACUCCAUACCAUUGAGAUCUCAUCCCCAGCUCAGUGCACUCUUUUCUCCUGCUUGAUACCAGUGGGUUCCUCUGCCUCAUCUGUGCCAAUCCCCUCCCUUCCCCUAUUCAGUGCACAUGGCUUGACCCUCCUUGCGCUGCCUGGCUCCUCUCCUGGGUGAAUGGGUAUCCACCUUUGCUUCCUGGUAACAUCAGCUUGCUCUGCUAUGUGUGAUCCCAGCUGAGCCCCAUGCCAGGCACUGAGAGCCUGCUUGGCUCCUAGCUCAGAGGGAAGGCAGGCACAGCAGCUGGCAGGAGCUACAGCAGGGUCAGGAUGUCUUCAAAAGCCUGCAGGCCCUUGCGUCUCCUUAGUUUGGUUGCUGGGUCCAGGCCACCCUUUUCCCUGUCCUGACUAGCAGGGGGAGUACAGGAGCCCCUGGCCUUGCAUGUACAUAUGUACAGGAUGUGUGUAUAUUUAUACAGAUGCCUCUUCUGGGGAGUGCUGUGUGGCAAUGGGACCCCCCCCCCCCCCCCCCAAAGCACAAAGUGGCACCUGUUUGCGCUCUGCCCUCCUG